Messenger RNA from Patiria miniata (bat star), 1508 nucleotides. RefSeq names its product G-protein coupled receptor 52-like. NCBI's taxonomy places the organism in Eukaryota, Metazoa, Echinodermata, Asteroidea, Valvatida, Asterinidae. The coding region runs from base 353 to 1432 and encodes 359 amino acids. The transcript has a single exon. Gene Ontology annotation, molecular function: G protein-coupled receptor activity. Gene Ontology annotation, biological process: G protein-coupled receptor signaling pathway. Gene Ontology annotation, cellular component: membrane. The record is from RefSeq and is a predicted model, not a curated record.
AAACGAUCAAAAUCUUUUACGAAAAAACAGACAACAUUAGAGUUUGACUUUACCCCCAGACGGUUUGGAAAACAUUCCCCACCCGAGAGUGGAAUUUGAUAUCCAUGAAUUUACUCUUUCCCCAACAAAAUCAACAUUGCCGUCAAGGCUACGGGAAGAGUUCCGAGUGUUCAAACAUGGGCAACACAGGAAAGUGAUUCAUCUAUGAUGAUGGUUCUCCACAAUGGAUACGCCUGUGUGACCGUUGGGGAGCUGGUGAGCUGAAUUUUCUGUUAGGUGAUACCAAACACCCCUGGAGGAGUAGGCUCGUGUGGAAUCAUUAAGUGCCGACGACUGCCGUCAUAAUAAAAAAAUGGCAGGGACAGUGUUGAUUGAGACCUUCAUGAAUGCAUCAACAGAGUCGCCGGGACCGAUCUACGCUCACUGGUACCCGGAGGUAGCUCGGAUUGUACUGGUAACCACAUCAUUCCUGACGAUCGUUGCCAAUCUUCUGGUCUUGAUAGUGUUCCAGUACAUGAAAGCCUUGGAGAAUAUGACCGGUGUUUUUGUCAAGUCGCUAGCCGUGGCCGAUCUGGGAGUUGGGGUUUGCGUCUUUGCUGCCGUCCAGUCUCAAUGGGCUGAGAAAUGGCCGCACGGUACCGGUAUGUGGUCCUGCAAACUCAUGGGUUACAUCAUGGCCAUGAUGGUCGGUGGAUCCAUCCUCAGCUUAACCUGUGUCAGCAUCGACCGUUACAUCGCUGUUAUCAAACCUCUCAAGUAUCGUUCCAUUGUGACCAAGCGUCGCGCUCGCGUCUACGCCGUUGUAGUCUGGGUCUUCGUAGCGCUUAUCUUCCUCCCGUCAAUGUUCGGCUGGGGUGGUUACGUCUUUGAGGAGUACUCUGACGACUGCAAGAAGCACUUCAAUCAGAGUCUGUCUAUGUCCUUCUACAUCAUCUGCAUUCUCAUCGUGCCGGCUAUCCUCAUCUCCAUCUACUGUUACUUUCACAUCUUGAGGGCGUGUCUGGCCCAGACGCGACAGAUGGAAAGACUGGAGACGCUCUUCCACGACGGAGAGUCACAGCAAGACGCCACAAGUCGAAUCUAUGAGAAGAUGCUAGCCAAGAUAUUCCUCAUCGUCAUCGGUGCGUUCUAUCUCUCGUGGAUUCCUUUUGUCAUCAAGAAGAUCAUAGAGCUAGCCAUCGAUGUAUCGAUUCACCCUGCCGUCAGUUUCUUCACCGCUUGGCUUGGGUUCUUGAACAGCUUCUUGAACUGCAUCAUCUACAUCAUCUGCCAUCGGUCCUUCCGAGAGGGACUUCACUUGCUCCUGAAGGCCAUGUGGCAAGGCAUCACCUCCGUUUGUAAAAUAUCCAAGGAUCGGUGUUUCUCGCAACGGCGGGAACGCUCGCAGAGCCAAGUGAUGCAGCUACGUGAAUUCUCAACCACAGAAUGUUAACCUGACCUCGUAGUAAAUCUGGACUAUCAGAGGAUAACGCACUCUGUGACAAUUAUUUCAGUAUUAAAGCCACUUC